Messenger RNA from Acanthopagrus latus (yellowfin seabream), 1904 nucleotides. RefSeq names its product zymogen granule membrane protein 16-like. The record is from RefSeq and is a predicted model, not a curated record. The transcript has 6 exons. Bases 336 to 1310 code for a protein of 324 amino acids. NCBI's taxonomy places the organism in Eukaryota, Metazoa, Chordata, Actinopteri, Spariformes, Sparidae.
AACUCUUGACUGGAUUCUGUUAUUUGAAGACUACACACUGCUUUGAAAAACACUGAGAUGAAUGAAGAGCAUUUGAAUUGAGUGAAUGGCCAUUUAAAAUAUCAUGCUCAACCUUAUUUUGAAAGGUUGUAAGUUCUAUAAUUGUGGGGAAUCUGACAGAUCGAUAACACUUCCUGAUUGAUAGGCAAAUGAAGGGAUGAUAGAUAUUGAAAAACUGGAGGGACGGCGGGCCAUGCUUGCUGCGUACUGGCCUGAUGCUGCAGAUAUCUUCUUUUUCUGUCCGUUCUGUGGGGAAGUAGAGUGAAUGUGGUGUUUUUUAGUGGUGGGAGUAUAAAAUGCAACACAGCAGCUUUCAUGGGGCUACUAGUUACCGUUUGGCCAUGGCACUUUCACACAGCUUGUUUUCUCCCAAAAGGUUGUAUGCCUGCUCUCACCUAUUUUUGUGGGGAAUUCCUGGCUUUAAAGGGGCUGUUGAAACCAAAAACACACACAAUUCCUUAUAUGUUCCUGUACUUAAUGAGGCUUUGAUUUCGUUUAUGUCUAUUCUUGUUUCAACUCUAGAUUCCCAGAAGCACACACCUGAGAGAUACAUAACUAUAGGUGUGUUUCUGUUCAGCUGUAAGCGGCUGUCAAGAAGGAAUGUGCUGAUGGGUGGUGUGAUAUCGAAGAUAGUUGUUGCUUUUGAAGGGCCACCCUCACAGUAUCAGCUCAUCCUCUGCUCAGGACUCCAGCUGGCUCCAGGAGCUCCCGACGGUCGAUUCCAGUGCUGUCUCUGGACUCCCUCACACAUCAGAAUGUUUUUCUUCCUGAUCUUCGCUGUGCUCUGCACCAGCUCUGUGGCAGCACCUGCCAUGGUGCCCAACUCCUACUCUGUUGCUGUUGGAGGUGGUAGUGGCACGUCCUUCUCCACAGAGGGAAUGGGAAGGAUCACAGCGAUCAGGGUUUGGGAGAUUCCCAACGCUUACAUCACUGGGAUCCAGCUGCGCUACGAAUACAUUUGGUCUGCAAGGGUUGGUCGUGUAUAUCACAAAGCACAUGAGCUGAUUCUCUUUGACAAUGAGGUCAUUGUUCAGGUCUCUGGCAAAUUCCACCCCUCCAACUACAUCUAUCAGGUGAUCUUUGUGACCUCCAGAGGGCGCUCUCUGGUCGUUGGACAGCCACAACAGAGAUCCUUUAACAUGUACGCAAACCACGUGGACGCAGAGCUCAGACUGCUGAGUGGCCGCUACAAUGGCAACGGGAUAACCUCACUGGCGGCUCACUGGGGGGCGGUCUACAUGAAUCAAGGCAACAGCAGCAGCACGGAAUGAAGGACUGAUAUGAUGUUUUCUAGUUAGUGCAACAUGUGCACUGGAGCAUUUUAUACCAAUUGUUGGAUUUAUUGGUAAUGAUAUGAUAAACAAUAAUAAUGAAAGAUAAGCUCAGUUUGGGACCUUGGAUGAUGCAGUUAAACACAGGAUCAACUCAACAUGCACAUGUCAUAGCCAAUACUUUUCAUGUAUCAAAUGAAGGAGCUUUAAUUAGAGCAUUUUGCACAUCUGAUUGAAGCAUUGAAGGAAACAAAGCGGUAGACCCUAUUCACACAGCAGCAGAGAAUACAAAGGGUUUUUUUUUUUUUGGUUAUUUUCAAUAUGCUGGAAAUUGUGCAGUUCUGUAGAAAUCUGUCAGAUUUCACUUAUUGUCCUCACAGUCCACAAAAGUUUAUUUAAAGUUUGUUUGUGAAUUUCUUCCUCUACUUUGUCUCUGUUUUGUUGCUAUUUUUAUACAUACUUAAGGCCAUGUCCGAGCUUUUGCUGCCAGGAAGUGUGAGUUUGAACAUUGUUGUUUGAUCAGGAUGGUGAUUCCAGUAGAACCAGUUGGAACAAUUUUGUGGAGUUUCCCUUUCAGGUCAUUUCCUGGUUUUU